Cryptomeria japonica (Japanese cedar) is the source of this 1832-nucleotide messenger RNA. Its product is annotated as root phototropism protein 3. NCBI's taxonomy places the organism in Eukaryota, Viridiplantae, Streptophyta, Pinopsida, Cupressales, Cupressaceae. The transcript has 2 exons. The coding region runs from base 319 to 1668 and encodes 449 amino acids. The record is from RefSeq and is a predicted model, not a curated record.
UGAUCGAUAUUCUCAUAGGACUGGGUCAUAUUGAGAGGCGUAUGGUCUUUGUCAUAUAAAAAUUUGUGUAUGUGAUACACAACACGCAAUCAUUGCUAGGCUGUAAUGUACCAGUAACCCACAGAAAUACAUGUCUAGCUCAAAAUAUUGAGCAGUUUGGCAUGUUCUGUGCCUGAACAUUCGAGUUUUCCCAUACAAUCUUCAUUAUAAUCUGGGUUUGAUUCAUUUCUGUGACCCAGAAACCAUUUACCUGCUGCUAAACCCUAAUGCCCACAACUUUUUUAGAACGGAGAGAAGGAAAGGAAGAAGCAAACUUUCAUGAUGCUGUCAUACAGCAUUGAGGGCAAACCAGCGAAGAAAACCUUAACCCAAGAGUGGAAAGGCGAACGGGGCGAGCAAAGUGACCGGAAAUACGCUCCCAUGGAUUGGUGGUUCGAGGAUUUGUGCAUGCUGGACAUGGAUUACUUUGUGAGAACAGUCACUGCAAUAAAGUCCAAGGGAGUAAGCCCAGAUAUGAUUGGCGCAGUAAUAUGUAACUAUGCCAUGAAAUGGCUUCCUGGCCUGGCUCAAGACCAGCACACAUCUGCAUAUUUGCUUGAAAAUAUGGCAGAUGCGAAGGAAAUUAUAGAGAGUGCAGAAAACGAGAACAGUAUGGCCAAAAACAGGUUUAUUCUUGAGACUCUGGUGGGCAUUCUGCCGGAGGAGAAAGACGUUGUGUCGUGCAGCUUUCUGCUGAGGUUGCUUCGCAUGGCCCAUAUUGUGGGAGCUGAUGUGAAGUUUAAAGCGGAGCUGGAGAGACGCAUUGGGCUUCAGCUGGAGCAGGCAACUGUUUCAGACUUGCUUAUUCCUUCUUUUUCUCACACUUCUCACACUCUCUUUGAUGUUCGCUUGGUCUACCGUCUCGUUAAAUGUUUUCUUGCUCAAGAUGGGAAUUUGGGCGAAGAUGAUGGGGCUCGUUCAGGGAGAUCUGCUAAGCUGAAGGUCGCCAAGAUUUUGGAUAGCUAUUUGGCAGAAGUUGGUCAAGAUAAGAGUUUUAGUGUCUCGGACUUUGAGGCGUUGGCUGAAGCUCUGCCGAGCUAUGCUAGGACCUGCGAUGAUGGGCUCUAUAGAGCUAUUGAUACUUAUCUCAAGGCUCAUCCAGGACUAUCCGACACAGAAAGAAAAAGGCUGUGCCGAUUAAUGGAUUGCAAAAAACUAUCAGUGGACGCCUGCAUGCACGCUGGCCAGAACGAGCGGCUGCCCGUUCGAACCGUGGUGCAGCUUCUUUUCACAGAGCAGAUGAAGUUUAGAAACGCCAAACUAGCCGAAAAAACGGCGCCGCCGCCGAAUGAGCGGUCGCCAUGCCCAGCGCAUGGCUACGAUAAAGCACGGUGUUCUUCCGAGAGAGAAAAUAACUACGACAUUCGAUCCCUCCCUUUGGAAUUACAGAAAAUAAGGGCAGAUUUUGCAGAACUCCGAAAGCAAUGCCAAUUAAUACAGCAGCAGGUGGAUAAGCUCUCCAAACAGAAAACUUUUUUUCAGUGGAUUAAUGGGUGGAAGAAAAUUCCCAAGACAACUGCAGAUAAAUUGUAUGACCAAUGCAGCGUAGAGGAUGAUUUCCCAGUUCCGAGCCCACAACCAACACAAACGCGCCGCAAGGGAAAAUGGAGAAGAAAUUCAGUAUCAUAAAAUUCUGGAAUGUUUUGCAGAUUUGUGUAUAUUUAAUUUAGAGAGCAAGCAAUGUGAAACAUUGGUUGAGUUUUAUGUUAUCCUCACACUAAUAAAUUCACCUAUGCUUAUUUUUUGUUAAAUUUUAUUUCGAUUUCAUGAUAUGGGUGUAGAGAAUUUGGCCA